AAUGAGAUCAAGCAAAGUGAAUCGGCCUCAAAUGGCCUCUCUAGUUGUGGUCUCACUUGUGCUAGCCAUAAGUUACCUAAGCUUCUUGAUACCAAUCACUACAGCUUCCCGUACAAUUCAUGCCAAGACUCCACCAGCUCCUAAGACACCACCUGUUAAGUCAGCACCUCCUAAGUCACCACCUGUUAAGUCACCACCUUCUAAGUCACCACCUUCUAAGACACCACCUCUUAAGACACCACCACCACCACCAUCCACGGGCCCGCCACCACCACCAUCAUCCACGACUCCACCACCACCACCAUCAUCCUCGACUCCACCACCACCAUCAUCCGAGACUCCACCACCACCACCAGAAUCCGAGACUCCACCACCAUCCAUGCAUGUAAAGUCUAAUCAACGAGACCCCUCUAUGACACAACUACCUCCGUUACCAGUACCACUACCACCAUUACCUGUACCACUACCUCCAUUACCAGUGCCACUACCUAUACCGAAACCACCAGCAACCACCGUUCAUGCGAAGUCUAAACAUCAAGAUCCCUCUGUGACUCAACUACCUCCACUACCUGUACCUCUACCUCCUUUACCAGUGCCACUACCUCCAUUACCUAUACCGAAACCACCAGCAACCACCGUUCAUGAAAAGUCUAAACAUCAAGAUCCCUCUAUGACACAACUACCUCCAUUGCCUGUACCACUACCUCCACUACCAAUUCCACUGCCUCCAUUACCUACAUUGCCUCCAUUACCAAUACCAUUACCUCCAAUACCAUUUCUACCCCAACCACCAGCACCCGCACCCGGACCACCUUCCGGCGGCAUAAGCAAGAAACCACCCACAUCACCCCAAGUGUAACAGACACGAUCUACCUCAUAUUCACUAUUACUAAGAACCCAACUUAUUUCCUCUUUAAUUAUAUAUAAAAUAAUAAAUGUCAAACUAAGUUAUGUUUAUGUGAUAUUACCUGAAAGAUCGACAAGUGAUGUAUGACAUUUUUCAUUUAGUUAUUAAUUUAUCUAUGCUUUUAAUAUACUUGAUUGCUGUAUACAUAUGUGUG
This is a messenger RNA of Helianthus annuus (common sunflower), 1061 nucleotides long. Its product is annotated as vegetative cell wall protein gp1-like. Bases 2 to 859 code for a protein of 285 amino acids. The transcript has a single exon. The record is from RefSeq and is a predicted model, not a curated record. Lineage: Eukaryota; Viridiplantae; Streptophyta; Magnoliopsida; Asterales; Asteraceae.